AUGCUAGCCAGAGGCCGCCGCGGCUGAGCCUUUGGGUGGGGGCGCCGGCCAAGUUGGGCUUCGUUGCGCGCCGUCGGGCUUGCAGCGCAGGGGCUGGGCGGGCCGGGGCGUCGGGCUCGGCGGCGUCGGCUGCCUAUGAAGGACUCCCUGCCGGGCUCGUCGUCGGCCGGAGCUGGGCAGGAGGCGGCGGCGGCGGCGGGGCGCGCCAUGGACGGCGUUGGCGUUGGCGUCGGCGUGUCCCCCUGGUCGCGGGGCUGCUCGUCGCCGGCGCUGGAGAAGAGCGCGGCGGAGCUGACGGUGAUGGACGUGUACGACCUGGCCUCGCUGGUGGGCCAGGAGUUCGAGCGCCUCAUCGACGCGCACGGCUGCGAGGCGGUCGGCCGCCUGAUGCCCAAGGUGGUGCGCGUCCUGGAGCUGCUCGAGGGGCUGGCCGGCCGCAACCACCUCAACCCCGAGCUCGACGAGCUCCGCCUCGAGCUCGACCGCCUCCGCCUCGAGCGGGCCGACCGCAUCGAGAAGGAGAGGAAGCACCAGAAGGAGCUGGAGCUGGUGGAAGAUGUGUGGCGAGGGGAGGCCCAAGACCUCCUCACCCAGAUCGCUCAGCUGCAGGAGGAAAACAAGCAGCUGCUGACCAACCUCUCCCACAAAGAUGUCAAUUUCUCGGAGGAAGAGUUCCAGAAACAUGAAGGUAUGUCGGAAAGGGAAAGGCAAGUGAUGAAGAAGCUGAAGGAAGUGGUCGAUAAACAGAGGGAUGAAAUCAGAGCCAGGGACCGGGAGCUUGGGCUGAAGAAUGAGGAUGUGGAAGCGCUUCAGCAGCAACAAAACCGGCUGAUGAAAAUCAAUCACGACCUCCGGCACCGGAUCACCGUGGUGGAGGCUCAAGGGAAAGCCCUGAUUGAGCAGAAAGUGGAGCUGGAGGCGUAUCUGCAGACCAAGGAGCAGGAGAUGGCGGCGCUCCGGGCGGAGCUGGGCAAGCUGCGAGAGAAAGCCCCGGGGGAGCCCAGCCAGAACGGAGAAGACGCUCCGGCAGAAGAACCAAACAACGAGGAAUACAUCUCGGAAUCGGAAAAGACAGCCAUGGAUUUGAAAGACCCAAACCGGCCCAGGUUUACUUUACAGGAGCUGCGCGAUGUUCUGCACGAGAGAAACGAACUGAAGUCUAAAGUCUUCCUGCUCCAAGAAGAACUUUUGUAUUAUAAGAGCGAGGAGGCUGAUGAAGAAACAAGAUCCCCUCAACCUACACCCGUCAUUCACGCAAAACCCUCCGCCCAGCCAGAAUCCGGAAUCAAACGGCUGUUUAGCUUCUUUUCCCGGGACAAGAAACGGAUGCAAGCCACGCAGAGGAACGCCUCCUUCCAGGAUUCCUUUGGCCAGUGGGCCGACGCGAACAAAGACGACAUGUACACCGAACAAGGUCUGGAAGCCCUGCAGCAUCUGUGACCGGAACAAAACGACGGUUUGGUCGCUUUGCUAACAAAACGUGGAGAAACUCGCCUAGCAGAGAGCGGCCCACGGAUACGUUCCCCCCCCCCAACUCCCUCGCCUUACACAUCGUGAUUGGCAUUAAAGAGCUUAUUUCCGGGCCGAUUUCCAAAAGGGAUCCCUUAGCGUUUACUUCCAGCUGCCGAAAAGCAAGAUUCGGGCAUCCGUCAUGAUGGCUUCGUAUACUCUGGUGUAGCCACACUCCUAGAUCACUGGCUGUGUGUCGAUUUAACAAGCUCGUGGGUGUCUUCUGGGUCUCGUUUUGGGGUUGUUUUUUUUAAUCACUGCAUUAACUGCACUUAACAUUUCCCUUAAACCAAAAAAAAAGAAAGAAAGAAAGAAAACAGAUUUGUGUUGUUACGAAGAACUUGUACCGGCAGUCCGGUUGAAGACUUUCUUUGCCUGAUGGCAGAAGGAGCACCAGAGAUUUCGGUUCAUUCGUUUCUUCUUCUGCUAAUGACCGAUUUAAGGGACUCUGUACUUGUCGGUCUUCUCUGUCAUAGCAGGAGGUUCGUCAAAGUUGUAGCUGACCUCUCCCCCCCCCACACCUCUAGUGGUACCUCCCUUUCGCCAAAGGAAUCCAUUUCAGACAGACGGCCAGUGCAAAUCCUGGAACUGGAUCGGAACAGGCUCGGAACUGUGUAUUUUUGGUUUAUUUAUAGUGCCUAAAGCAUGACCACGUACAGGGUGUGAGGGUGCCUUGCAGUUUUUGCUAUGACUUCUCUGACUUAUUAAUGGAAACUAAACUGUAGAACUUCAUGCUAACCUUUUUAAAAAAUGUAUCCUCGUUA
Gekko japonicus is the source of this 2273-nucleotide messenger RNA. RefSeq names its product Rab interacting lysosomal protein-like 1 (gene RILPL1). Gene Ontology annotation, biological process: cilium assembly. The transcript is spliced from 7 exons. Gene Ontology annotation, cellular component: ciliary basal body; cytoplasm. Bases 136 to 1440 code for a protein of 434 amino acids. Gene Ontology annotation, molecular function: protein dimerization activity. Lineage: Eukaryota; Metazoa; Chordata; Lepidosauria; Squamata; Gekkonidae. The record is from RefSeq and is a predicted model, not a curated record.